AUGAAGUCCUUCGCCGCCACAGCAACAACCCUCCUCGCCCUGGCCUCCAGCGCCGCGGCAAACACCUGGACCCUCUACUGCGGCGACUCGUGCAGCGACGGCACAGCCAUCGAGACGGGUGCCAACUUCACGGGAGCGGCGUGUACGAACCUCACUUCUGAGUACGAGUACUGCUACUUCACUGCCGACAAGGCUUGGUACUACGCCGUUGCCUUCCAGGAGUCCGACUGCGUCGUCAGCAGCGACGCGCCCCGGACGGUGCUGUCCCCCGGCGAGUGCACCGAUUCCGGCGCCUUUGAGUCUUACAUUGUCGUGGUGGAUGUCUAA
Molecule: messenger RNA, 327 nt
Organism: Diaporthe amygdali
Lineage: Eukaryota; Fungi; Ascomycota; Sordariomycetes; Diaporthales; Diaporthaceae
Exons: 1
Coding region: 1-327 (108 amino acids)
Source: RefSeq, a predicted model, not a curated record